This is a messenger RNA of Hibiscus syriacus, 2263 nucleotides long. RefSeq names its product zinc finger CCCH domain-containing protein 18-like. The record is from RefSeq and is a predicted model, not a curated record. The transcript has 8 exons. Gene Ontology annotation, molecular function: RNA binding; metal ion binding. NCBI's taxonomy places the organism in Eukaryota, Viridiplantae, Streptophyta, Magnoliopsida, Malvales, Malvaceae. The coding region runs from base 166 to 1860 and encodes 564 amino acids.
UGUGUCGGUUAGAAAUGAAGGUCAGAGGCAUUACAAGAAGCGAAGCCAAGUUUUCUCGGGAGACAAACAGAGCUUAAAAUGCUGUAGUUUCAGCUAUCAGUGAGCAGCUUUGCAAUUUAAAACUCAACACUCAAAAAAGAUAUACUUUUGGUCGUGAUUAAACAGAUGGAAUUCUCGGACUAUACACAGAUAUUAUUCAAUAGAAUCAACAAAAUUGAUCCGGAAAAUGUUUCAAAGAUCAUAGGCUAUAUUCUUUUGCAAGACUAUGGUGAGCAAGAGAUUGUCCAGUUGGCUACUUGCCCUGAUAUAGUCAUGCAGGAGGUCAUUUAUAAAUCGAAGCUUGAACUGCAGCAUCUGCCGUUCAAAUCCGUCUCGCCCCCGAUAUCGCCUCCGAUGAACCCCAUCCCUGCUCUCGAAUUGCCCUCACAGUUCACUUCCUUUUCGCCUCCUGUUUCACCAUCAGUUUCCUCCAAGCUUUUUCUGUCCCCUACAAGUGUCCAGGUGACACCUCCGUACUGGGAACAGCAACUUGUUGCUAAGCAUAGCCCGGAUUUUACGGCAUCUGGUUACUUGGAUUCGAUGUCCAAUCUGCAGGCUCAAACUCAACAAUUGAGUCUGGAAGAUCCAAUGGAGUUUGUGGAGAACGCCGGGUUUUCUAUCGCCAAUCAUGAUGUUAAAGUAGGACGUCGAUAUCAGAAUCCGCACAACUUCCCUGUUAAGACCUGUCAUUAUUUCAGCAAAGGGUACUGUAAGCAUGGAAGUAACUGUAGGUACUUUCAUGGUCAAGUUUCGGAUGGCUUCCCUCAAAUGUUUAUCCAGAAUUCGAUGGAUACUGUUGGUGACAAUCAUGUUAUGUCACUUGAGAAGUUAGAGGUCGAGUUAGUCGAGCUUCUGAAAAUGAAGAGAGGGGAUCCUGUUUCGAUUGCAUCGCUCCCUCUGUUGUAUUAUGAGAAAUAUGGAAAAGUUCUGCAGGCAGAUGGUUAUCUCACAGAGAGUCAGAGACAUGGUAAAGCAGGUUACAGCUUGACAAAGCUUCUCGUUCGAUUGAAGAAUGCAAUUCGAGUCAUUGACAAUCGCAGGCCUCAUGGACAGCAUUCUGUCAUUUUGGUCGAAGAUGCACCGAAGUACAUGGAAAAUCAAAACGAUAGAAAUGAUCCUGGUCCGAUUGUAAGCGGAUCACGACAGAUAUAUCUCACAUUCCCAGCCGAGAGCUCUUUUAGUGAAGAUGAUGUCUCCAACUAUUUCAGCAAUUAUGGACAAGUCGAAGAUGUCCGUAUUCCCUGCCAGCAGAAACGGAUGUUCGGGUUCGUAACCUUUGUUAGUGCAGAUACUGUGAAGAUGAUUUUAGCCAAAGGAAAUCCACAUUAUGUCUGUGGGGCUCGUGUUCUUGUGAAGCCUUACAGGGAAAAACCAAAGCUUGUUGACAGGAAGUACCAGGAAAGAAUUGAGUCUCCGAUGUUUUAUUCUCCCCAUUAUAUAGACAUGGAACCCGAGCUUCACUCAAUUCCGAGAGGAUAUGCAACGUCUAGGCUGUACAAGAAGCAUUUUGUAGAAGAUCCUGAGCAAUUCUUUCAACCUCCGAGGAGGCACCUUUCGGAGAUUCAUUUGGCACAGAAGCCUCUGGCGAAUCAGUCCUUUUUCGCCCACUCCAUUGACGGGUUUAAAGUCUCGGAAGAUCAACUCGGUUUCCCAUCAACCAAUUUCAAUUUUCUGCUGGAAGCUCUCAACACUGGCACUGCAUCUGAUGGAAAAAUAAAGCAUGUAGAGACAGACAACAAUGACCAGGAGAGCGAUGGACUCAAUCUGCCAGAUAGCCCCUUCGCUCCUGCUAUACCUAGCGGCAUUUCCGCUGUCGUCUAGGCACAGACAAAUAGAGGAGUUAGUUAGGUUACCAGUGACAAUCUGCUAAUCUAUACAUAAACAAAGCACUUUUACGCCUUUUCCGUUACUCGUUCUUUUUUACAUCUCCCGCAAGUACAUAAUAUCCGGACGAAGUAAAUCUCCGAUGGAUCGAUCUGCCCCCUCUGUUGAUUUCGAAGCGGCGGAACGAGAAAGACAUGACACAUAGAAGCAAUAUAUAUAAAGAAGGUUCUACACUUUUUUUUAUGUUAAAAUCACUUGAAGAAGGCAAGAGAGAGUAUGGAUCAUUAGAAGAGGAUGUAAUAUAUGUCUUUUUUUAGGUGAACAAAAGAAAUAUAGCAGUGUACAGAGAGUUUCAAAUGUGUUUGAAGUCACUGUAACACUAGCAAUAGAAUUGAAAUAA